Molecule: messenger RNA, 1290 nt
Organism: Rotaria socialis
Lineage: Eukaryota; Metazoa; Rotifera; Eurotatoria; Philodinida; Philodinidae
Source: the annotation of a GenBank genome assembly
AUGGCAACUGAAAUUGAUCUUAAAGGCGAAGAUAUUUCACCGGCAAAAGAUGGAGGUAUUUUAAAAGAAAUUAUCAAAGAAGGCUACAGUAAUGAAAAGCCAAUAACCAACGAUAAAGUAUUUGUACAUUAUGUUGGCACAUUACUCGAUGGAACCAAAUUUGAUAGCAGUCGAGAUCGAAAUCAAAAAUUUGAAUUCGAGCUUGGUAAAGGUAGUGUUAUUAAAGCAUGGGAUAUUGGCGUAGCAACGAUGAAACGUGGUGAAAUAUGUCGUCUAAUAUGUAAAUCUGAAUAUGCAUAUGGUGAAAAUGGUUCAGGAGAUAAAAUAGGGCCAAAUGCAACAUUAAUUUUUGAAAUUGAACUGUUUGAUUUUAUGGGUGAAGAUAUCAGUGAAGGAAAAGAUCAAAGUGUUAUACGACGAAUAUUUACUAAAGGAGAAGGAUGGGCUAAACCGAGUGAUGGUAGCAUUGUAGAUAUUUCUCUUAAAGGUACUCAUGAAAAUCGAAUAUUCGACGAACGGAGACUGAAAUUUACUGUUGGAGAGGGUUUAUUAAAAGAUAUUCCAGAAGGUAUUGAAUAUGGAGUGACACGUAUGACCAAAGGUGAAAAUAGUCAGUUGAAAUUAAAAUCAAAAGCAAUUGAUGGUCUCGAAAAAUUUAAUAUUCCAAAAACUGCUCAUGUAGAAUAUAUUGUCACUUUGCACGAUUUUGAAAAAGGAGUCGAUAAAUGGUCAAUCGGUGAUGCAGAGAAAAUUCAAGAAUCUGAAAAAUUAAAAAAACGUGCUGCUGAAUUAAUCAAAGAUGGUCAUUAUCGUAUUGCUUAUAAGAAAUAUAAAACUAUUAUAGAAUAUCUUAAAACAGAUAAUCAUGAUGAUGAAAAAGAUAAAAAUAAAGUACGUGAAUUAAAAUUAGCAACACAUUCGAAUAUGGCUUUAUGUUGUUUGAAAUUGGGUGAAUAUGCGCAAUCUAUUCGUGCAUGUGAUAGUGCACUUGAAUUAGAUUCAAAAAAUGAAAAAUGCUUCUUUCGUCGAGGACAAAGCUAUUUGGCUAUGUUAGAUUAUAAGGAAGCUAUAAAAGAUUUUCAAGAAGUUCUUAAAUUAAAUCCAUCAAAUACUGCAGCAACUCAACAUAUUCAAACUUGUCGAGAACAAAUAAAAGCUUAUCAACAUCAAGAAAAACAAUUAUAUGCCAAAAUAUUUUCUAAAAUGACUACCAAUAAUGAAAAAGCUAAUGACCAAGCAACGAACGGUGAUGCGAAACAAAAUAAGGAUGAAACUGCAACUUCGAAUUAA